AGGAAGCCUGGAAGCCUGUGGUUUCCGCACUGCUUCCACCCCCGCCCCCUCGCAUGGACAUUUAUCCCCUACCGCUCAGGCCCUGCCGCCAUCGCCGCAGACCCAGCGCCUAGAGAGACACCAGAGCAGAACCCACCAUGGCUCCCUUCACGCCCCUGGCCUCUGGCAUCCUGUUUUUGCUUUGGCUGAUCACCCCCAGCAGAGCAUGCACCUGUGCUGCACCACACCCGCAGAUGGCCUACUGCAGUUCUGAUCUUGUCAUCAGGGCCAAGUUCAUGGGGAUGGCAGAAGUCAACCAGACUACCUUGUACCAGCGUUAUGAAAUCAAGAUGACCAAGAUGUUCAAAGGUUUCGACGCCUUGGGGGAUGCCCCUGACAUUCGCUUUGUCUACACCCCUGCCAUGGAGAGCGUCUGUGGAUACUUCCACAGGUCCCAGAACCGCAGCGAGGAGUUUCUCAUCACUGGACAACUGCGGAAGGGGCACCUGCACAUCACCACCUGCAGCUUCAUCGCUCCCUGGAGCAGUCUGAGCUCUGCUCAGCGCCGAGGCUUCACCAAGGCCUAUGCUGCUGGCUGUGAGGAAUGCACAGUGUUUCCCUGUUCAUCUAUCCCCUGCAAGCUGGAGAGUGACAUUCAUUGCCUGUGGACAGACCAGCUCCUCUCAGGCUCCGAGAAGGGCUUCCAGAGCCGCCACCUUGCCUGCCUGCCACGGGAGCCAGGGCUGUGCACCUGGCAGUCCCUGAGGCCUCGGAUAGCAUGAAUCCUGUCCUCCAGCAGAAGCCUAAGCCUGCCCAGUGCUCAGCCACUUUCUCAGUCCCACCUUUCUCCCAGACAAUGAAAUAAAGAACUACCACCCAGCA
Molecule: messenger RNA, 861 nt
Organism: Loxodonta africana (African savanna elephant)
Lineage: Eukaryota; Metazoa; Chordata; Mammalia; Proboscidea; Elephantidae
Gene: TIMP1
Product: TIMP metallopeptidase inhibitor 1
Exons: 6
Coding region: 138-761 (207 amino acids)
Biological process (GO): response to cytokine; negative regulation of membrane protein ectodomain proteolysis; negative regulation of endopeptidase activity
Cellular component (GO): extracellular matrix
Molecular function (GO): protease binding; metalloendopeptidase inhibitor activity
Source: RefSeq, a predicted model, not a curated record